UGCUGAGUGUACUGUGUGUGACAUCCAGUGGGUGUUUGUGUGUUUGAGAGUGUGUGCAGGCGUUUAAAGUCCAGUUGGAUUAUCUUGUGCUCAAGGAAACGUACACGUCCUUCUCUUCGAGGAAUUUGUGCGUGAUUCAGGUUUCUUCAGUCCUCUCUACAGCACGGUGAAAGAGGCUGCCUGCUUGCCUGCCAGUGUUUUGUCAGAGCGAGUGGGUGUGUUUGUGUGUGUGUGUGCAUUUGCAGGGGUGUAUGCUUGUCGCAAGGUGAAUAUGUUUGUGUGAGUGCCUUUGCAUGUGUGUAUACCCUGGUUGGAGUGUGUUUGUCCCAUGAGACGCCCGGCUGAGAUGCAGGGAGCUCGAUCCCCUGCGCUGCAGCUCCUGCUGCUGAGCUGCUGUGUGUGUGCGGCGGCCGGCUACCCGUUUAAAGCUCCCCUGGAUCUGGAUGUGACUCCGCGCGUCACCGUGUUGAGCAGCGGUCUCCAGGGCUGCAGGCGUUUCCAAUCCUCUGCAGUCAACUACAGCACCAUGCUGCUGGAGGCUGAAAGCGAGCGUCUCUACGUCGGGGCCCGGGGGGCUGUAUUCGCUCUCAAUGCCUCUGACAUCUCAGCCAGCUCUGCUCUCACUAUUGAGUGGGAGGCCUCUCCUGAGCAAAAGCACCAGUGUCUGCUCAAGGGAAAAGACAAUCAGACUGAGUGUUUCAACCACAUCCGCUUCCUCCAGAGAUUCAACUCGACUCAUCUCUACAUGUGUGGGACUCAUGCCUUCAAACCACUCUGUGCAUACAUAGAAGAGAAGAUGUUUGUGAUGUCAUCUCAGCCCGAGGAGGGCAGAGACAAAUGUCCCUAUGGCCCGACAACAGGCUACACUGCCCUCAUCAUAGACGAGCAGAUGUAUACAGCUUCCCAGUAUGAGUUCAGGAGCUUUCCAGAUAUCCGCCGCAACUCUCCGUCUCCCACACUGAAGACAGAAGAUGCCCCCACUCGCUGGUUGAAUGAGGCAGACUUUGUGGGCUCUGCACUUGUGAGGGAGAGCUUGGGCACCAGCAAUGGCGAUGACGACAAGAUCUACUUCUUCUUCACCGAGAGGAGCCAGGAGCAGACGACGACCUACAGCCACAGCAGGGUGGCACGGGUGGCUCGGGUUUGCAAGGGGGACCGAGGAGGUCGUUUAACUCUCCAGAAACGGUGGACGUCCUUCCUCAAGGCUAGGCUGAUGUGUUCUUUGCCCGAGUAUGACUUCCACUUCAACAUGCUGCGCAGCGUGUUCGUCAUGCCUGGACACACGCCGCAGGACACACUGUUCUACGGCAUCUUUGGCCUAGAGUGGAAAAAUGUGAAGGCGUCUGCUGUGUGUCGGUUCUCUCUGUCUGAAGUACAAGAGGCCUUUCAGGGACCCUACAUGGAGAACCAGGACUCUGACUCUAAGUGGAAGGAAUACACUGGAAAGAUCCCUGACCCACGACCUGGAACGUGUAUAACUGACGCUCUGAGGGCCAAGGGCAUAAACGUCUCCACCUCCCUUCCUGAUGAUGUGCUGAACUUUGUCAGGCGGCAUCCUCUGAUGUCCCAGCACGUCCAACCUUCAGACAGGCGCCCCCUUUUGUUCAGAAGGACCACUGACUACACACACAUGGCUGUACACAUGAUCCAAGGCUUAGAUGGACAAAAAUACCAUGUAUUGUACAUGGGCACAGAUGAAGGCUGGUUACACAAAGCUGUAGAGGUCGAGGGUCAACUGCACAUUAUCGAGGAGCUGCAACUCUUUGAGGAACCACAGCCUGUUAAGAAUCUACUGAUAUCUGCAAAACAGAUGAGUGUGUAUGUGGGCUCUCCAUCAGGCGUGGUGCAGCUGCCACUCUCUAACUGCCACAGAUACACUUCCUGCUAUGACUGCAUCUUUGCCAGGGACCCUCACUGUGCCUGGAAUGGAGCCCAGUGCGUGAACAUAAUGUCACACGUGGACAGAUCCACUUUAAUCCAGGACAUCCAGCAUGGCAGCAGGGGAUGUGAGAACACACAAGAUGAUGUUGUCCAGCGGAGCCGCUCUGUGCGGGUGGGUGAUGACGUGCUGCUACAGUGUGAGCUCAGCUCCAACCUGGCGACCCCCCUCUGGACUCUGGACGGCAGCGAGCUGCAGGGUUACGGCCUCAACUCUGGCUUCAGAACCGGCACAGACGGCCUGCUGGUCAUCGAGGCCCGGCAGGACCAGAGCGGGCUGUACACCUGCUACGCUGUUGAGAACAAUAUCAAGGUCGCCAUCGUUACGUUCAAUGUCACCAUCCGCCUGGACCUGCCCCCUCCCCCGCCUGUUGAGCCAACCGAAGAGCCUUAUGAUCUCUUCGCCACCCCGCCAGCACCCACAGAGCAUCCAUCCUCCGAGAGGCCCCUGCCACCACCCCCAGCUCCUCUCCUCCCCCACUCAGAGCUGCUCUCCCCCAGGAACAUGGAGGCCAUGUACCUGUCCCUCAUCACCAUCCUCGGAGGCCUGUGUGUGGUCCUCACCGUGGUCCUUGUCUAUGUGGGCUUCUGCCUGCGUGUGGGCCACAGAGGGAAGUACUCACUACGUGCGGCGGCUGCUGCCUACCCGAACAGUAAGAAGCACAACAGGAACAAGAAACAGCACAGAAGCUCCUCUCACAUGGAGCUGAAGACCAUCUCAAGCCACUGUAACGGCAACGGCAUUUGCAAUGGAGUUUCAAAGCAACAUAACGGCGACAUACAGGACGGAGGCUUCCUCCAGAUCGUCCCCGGCGAGGGUCACCCGUCACCCAAUAAGGAGCCUCCUCCCCCUGCCCCUCCUCUCCCUCCCACGCCGCAACUUCCCUCUCCAGAGUGCGACUUCCCCAACGGGCUGUCGGCCACGCUGCCCAGCGUCCUGCGGAGGAUGAACGGGAACAGCUACGUGCUGCUGAGGCAGAGCGAAUCUGAAAGCACGUCACCGCUCUGCUACUCCUUUGCUGAGGAGCUCAACAGGAUCUUAGAGAAGAGGAAACACACUCAGCUGCUGCCCAGGCCGGACGAGAGCUCUGUAUAGAGAGAUGUAACUCCCCCUGUGGUGGGAGAGCUGCUGUGUUUUUACCCGGUGCUGAAAAUGCCUCUCAUAUGACUCAUUGUUGUUGCGCACUAAAGGAAUGAGAGAGUCUUAUCUACAGUCUUUACUUAUUCCACAUUGAGACAUCCCUGCUUUUUUGAACCUUUGGGCUUUUUGUCAACCUUAAUUCCCAAAUUUCCCAACACAGGUUUCCAGUGAAGGACCGAGCAUGAAAUGGAAAGAAAAAUAUGAUCUACCUCACCUCAAUACUGCCCAGAUGGACAUGUGCAGUCAACCUGUAGUCUGAUCCUUGUAUCAGGGCUGAUAUCUGAGUCACAGAAAGAGCUCUGAUGCACAACGCUCAGAUACACAGACUUCCAAAGAGGAGCAGAGCCCUGUGGGAAUAUAAAUACAUGUGAAGACUUCUGCUAUGGGGUGGCCAUAUUUGGCUCCGUUCAAACUAGAGGGCAGCUAGCCAAAGUUUGUUUGCACUGACAAGUGCACAGAUGGCCUAUGCAUUUUUAAAACACAACAUUCACACAUUUUAAAUAUUGAGGGAAUGGAUGUGAUGAGCACGGGAAUUUGGUUUUCACUGACUUUACAAACACAAAAUAAUAUACAGUAACACUUUACACCAGCCAUCCCUGAGAAAUGGUGAACUAAUCGUUAUUUAAUAUUACUAUUAACCAAGAUUUGGAGUAAAUCAUUAGCCAAAUUGAAGAUUUAUUAACUUAUUGCAUGGUUUUAUUAUUAAUGACAUAAUGUAUGUUAUGUAAUUAUUAAUGAGUCACAUAUUAUUUUAUAAAAAAUAAAAUUAAACAAUCAUUAAUAUGGUGGUAUCAAAACGUUAUACUGCCACAAUAAGCAUCAACGUAUGUAGAACCCUAAUGAAAGUCACAGUUGAGGUUCACUCAAUCCAUCCUGAAUGGUUGAAGCUGUUGAAGCCUUAUGUCUACAAAUAAGACACAACUGGCCAUUAAACAUGAAUUAACAUAAACAGUGAAGGGUUCAUAUCAUAUAUGAAAUUCAUACAAUAUUAAUGAAUAAACAAGGAAAUAAUGUUAUUUAUCUUUUACUUUAUUGAAGAAAUAUUAAAUAGUGAUUAUUUCACCAGAUUUUAAAAGAGAACCUGAUGAAAAUAUGACAGUAUUAAUUUAAUGCACUUUACCAGUUUUAAAGCGCUUUUGAAAACUUAUUGGACACUACUAUGGAAUUUGGCACUGCAACCAGCGGAGCUUUUUGAUUGGCUGUUUCUCAGUGUGAAGAGCUGCAGCGGUGAAGAUCAUGGCUGCGUCCACUGGACCUUGUUUGACACAAGCGGAUUAAAAGGGAAACAUUGAUUGUCUCUCAACUGAGCCUGAAUCCACUGCUGAGUGACACCGUGCGUGAGACCAUAAUACAGGAUGACUGACUGUGAGGGGCAGGAAAAUGUUUCCAAGGUCUGAUUAGCACAGGUCAGUUUGAACCUCUCUUAAUUUCGUUCCCGGGGACACCCAUCUCCCAACUAGCGUCAGAUGGUAGGACUGGCUGCGAAGAUGUUCUUCUAAUGAGCAGUGAAAUUAGAUUCACCAUCGUUAGUGGACAGCGACGCCAGAGGAGAAAGAGAGGCUGGAUAAGGGCUACGGCAUGAGAGUCUCUGCACCUACGGCGCAGCUCUGCUUCCUCACAACUGGAAUGAAAAGUGUUGGCUGCAGUGACUCACCGAGCAGCGUUUGUUCUUCAGACAGCGGCCCCUUUGUGUGCAGACAGCAUCCUUGCUUCUGUUUGAUGCAAACCUGUUAGACCAAAACUCGACGUAUAUAUACGACCUUUUUCUCACACUUGCUGCAUGACUUAUGUUUCAACACUAUUUUUUCUUCAAGUUAAGGAAAUAACAAGGAUGACUCAUCUUGAUAUUAAUGAAAAGUGCCAAGGUUUAUGUUUUGCUUUGUAAGCCUAUUUUAUUGCACAACCAGUAGAAAAGGAUUUAAAAAAAAAAAAAAAAGAAAAAAAGAGAGGCAUAUUUAUUUUGUAAUUUUGUACAUUGUGUUUUGGAACUUAUUGUCAAUAUUGCUGUUUAAGUGCCACUUGUGAGACACCUAUCUGUCCAAUAGGAGGGUCACAAUUUGCCUGUGUUGCACACAAUGUGAUAAAUAGAAGCAAACUGUAACCAAAAGCAUGCGGAGGCUUUUCCAGCACCACAGAAUUUAAUAUUUAUAACCUACUAAUGGGAUAUACAGUAAAAUACACCGAUUCACCUAUUCAUUAUAACCUAUUAAUUAGGUACCAUUCAGCUUUUCUGGCACUGUAAUGUCCACAUGUUAGUUUUGAUCUCUAUUUGCAUGUUACACCAUGCUUGUGCCCACAGCAAAUCAAAAUUCUUUUACUCUGCUAACACAAAAAAUAACAGGGAAGUGGGUUCCUUCACAUUUCAGUCUUUAAAAUAAAACUUUGUACUUCAA
This is a messenger RNA of Seriola dumerili (greater amberjack), 5472 nucleotides long. RefSeq names its product semaphorin-4G-like. The transcript has 16 exons. The coding region runs from base 329 to 3034 and encodes 901 amino acids. NCBI's taxonomy places the organism in Eukaryota, Metazoa, Chordata, Actinopteri, Carangiformes, Carangidae. Gene Ontology annotation, molecular function: semaphorin receptor binding; chemorepellent activity. The record is from RefSeq and is a predicted model, not a curated record. Gene Ontology annotation, biological process: negative regulation of axon extension involved in axon guidance; positive regulation of cell migration; semaphorin-plexin signaling pathway.